Molecule: messenger RNA, 1560 nt
Organism: Lepus europaeus (European hare)
Lineage: Eukaryota; Metazoa; Chordata; Mammalia; Lagomorpha; Leporidae
Gene: CENPU
Product: centromere protein U
Exons: 13
Coding region: 313-1545 (410 amino acids)
Cellular component (GO): nucleus
Source: RefSeq, a predicted model, not a curated record
GCGGGCCCAGCGGGUCAGGGUCGGAGCGUUGAGGAACUGGCUCCGGGCCAGGGUGGGAGGGACAACCCGGAAACGUGGGCUUCGUUCUGGUGGACCGUCAGCAGCAGGUUGAAGGCCUGGCCUCCAGCUCCGCGGCAGUUGUUCAUCCGGACCACGCUGUCCCCGACGGCCGAGGCCGGACGCGAGCCGCGGGCCCGCCGGGGACCGAGGCCGAGGGGAGGCGGGGCGCGUGCUCGGCCCGGAUUGGCUGUUCUGAACGGCGCGGGGCUUGGCGGGAGUUUCGUGGGCGCCGCGGCGGCCGAGAGCAGCCUGAUGGCUCCGCCGGGCCGGGUGCGGUCCCGGAGGCGUGCGGGUGCAGUGUAUUCACAGAACGCUUUAAGAGGAACACAUCCCAUGAAAGAAAAAGCUGGGCAGAAGCACAAGCCUGCUGAUGUGUUUGAGUUUCCUGAUAAUUCCGAAAUCUCAAGCAAUGGCAGUGAAAAUAAGAAAGACGAUGACCCUUACGAGACUUUUGAUCCUCCCCUACACAGCACUGCUAUAUAUGCAGAUGAAGAAGAACUCUCCCAACACUGUGGGUCCUCUGUCCCUUCAACUCCUGCAGGAAAAGCAACGCAAGAAAGCUUGAGCACUUCUGCCAAUGAGGCAAGUGAAAACGCGUCUGUGAGACUGAGAGCCAAAAAGCCAGGAAGAAGAUGUAAGCCCCUUAGCGAUGGCUCUGAAAGCUCGGGAGAAAGUGAGAUAAGAAGAAAAGUUCAGUCACCAGAGAGAAUCGGUGUGCCACGGUGUGACGCUGUUCCGGCCGGGGUGCCGUCGGGGCUUCCGGAGAGACGGGCGCGGUCAGAGAGGCCAGAGGCCGGAGGCAGCCGUGGCGGCGGUGCACCUGCGGACGGAGGGACCCCGGCCGUGAAAACCCAGAAAAAGGAGACUGUGUCUCAUGGCAAAAGGAAAAAAACAAGAAAUGCGGCUGGAGAUUCAGAUAUUUCUGACAGCGUGCAUAUUUGGUGUCUAGAAGGAAAAAAGAACAGUGACAUCAUGGAGUUGGAUAUUGUUUUGUCUGCAUUUGAGAAAGCAAUCCAGGAGCAUAAAGAAAGAAUAGAAUCUGAAAUUUGUAAAGAAGCCAUCAAUAAAUUUUAUUGCAAUAUUAAAGAAGAACUCAUCAAAAUGCUUAAAGAAGCCCAGAUGUUGAAAAAUCUGAAAAGGAAGAACACUAAGGUGAUUGCAAAUAUCAAGAAGAAAAGGCAGCGUUUGAUUGAAGUCCAGGAUGAACUGCUUCGGUUAGAGCCCCAGCUGAAGCAGCUACAAACAAAAUACGAGGAACUUCAGGAGAGAAAGUCCUCCCUGAGGAUGGCAGCAGACUUCUUAUCUAAUUUAAAACAGCUCUAUCACAAGUAUUCAGAUCUUCAAGAGAAAGAACCAGGCACCAAGGAAACGUAUGAUUCAUCCAGCCUCCCAGCUCUGUUAUUUAAAGCAAGGACCUUUUUGGGAGCUGAAAAUAAUUUGCAAACUAUCAACCACCAAUUGGAGAAUCUCCUGGACCAGGACUGAAAAGACAGCCCUUCU